AUGAGGGUUUUUAUUUUAAUUUUAUACUUAUGGUACUUAAAUUAGCUUUUAUUAAUUUUGACUAUAAAUUAUAGUUAAUUUGGUUAUUAUGAACAUGUUUUUGGUUAAUUUUAGUUACUUGAAUUAAAAAUUUAAAGAAAAUCUUUGUUUUUUAAUCAAUAAUAUAUUUAUUUCUAAAAUCUCUUCUUAUAAAAACAAAUGAAUAAAAUUAUUCAAGAUAAAAAUUACCAAACUUAACAAUUUGAAGAAAUUACAUCAUUAAUAUAUAAAAUAACAGAUAGGUAGUCAAAAUUUGCAGAACUUCAUAAUUAAGUUGAGGAAAGUAUUUAGAAAAUAAUCAAUGUUAGUUAGAAAUAAUUUGAAAAAGUUAUAAAAAAGAAAUAGAGAGAAUUUAGAUAAAUUGUAUAAGAUCAUGAUGAAAGAAUUAAAAAAAUAACAUAGGAAUAUCAUAUUUCUUAAAACAACUAAAUUUUAUAGUAAAAUUAAAAGAAAUUAGAAUAUAUAUAAAUAUUUGAAUCUCUGUAUUAUGAAUAUUAGUAAUUUAUUGCAUUUUUUGAUCAUGAUUAAUAGGCUGAAAAUAAUAAUUAUAUAAUGAUGAUUUAUGAUAUAUUAACAGAUAAUUAAGUGUUUCAUGAAGAUUAAAGAUUGAAUUAAUCACUUUUGAAUGAGUAUAUAAAACAAAAUAAAAUGAAUAAAAUUUUAUCUCUUCAUGCUUCACUUAAAUUAGUAAUAUCCUAAUUAUAAAAAAUUGAAGAAAACUUUAAAUUAUCAAAAAAUAACAGCAAAAAUAUAUAAUAUCUAAAUUCUCUUAAUGAAAGGUUAAAAGCAUUUAUUGAAAAUCUUAAAUAUGGUUUAAAUAAAUUAGAUAUACUUUUAUAAGAAAUUUAAGUGAACAAUGAAGACUAAAAAGAAUUAGAUUCUAGAAUUCAUUCUAAUCUCAUCUUGAUUAAUUAAGUAAUAAAGAAUCAUUAAGAUAAAAAAAUGAUAGAAUAUGAAGAUUUAAAUAAAACUAAUGAAAAUCUCAUUAAAAUAAUUAAUCGACUUUCAGAAAUUAAUUAUAAAUUAAAAUUAUAGUAGAAAUAGAAUUAUGAAGAUGUAUAAUUAUUGAUGGAAUUGUAUUAUCUUACAAAUGAUAAAACACCAUCUCUAUAACCAUUAUCUAGAAAAAGUACUAUAAAGUUAACUAAACCUAUAUCUUAUUAGAGAACUAGAAUCUACUCUGAAACAAAAAAAGAAGUUCAUUUUGAUUUAUCUUCUCGAAAUUCAAUAAAAGAGAUUAAUUUUGAAUCAUAAGUUCUUUAUUAAUCUCCUCUUAUAAUUUAACCAUAAAUAGUCAAUCAACCUACUAUAACAGAUGUAUCUCUCUUUACUUCUGGAUAAAGUCUAAACAAAAUAAAAACUUUGAAAUAUUUUGAUAAAUAAUGGACUUCCAAACAUCAAACUAAUGUGGAUAAAAAAACUGCCAUUCCAAUUAAAUGUCAAUGUCCUCCCUAAUGUUCAUGUCAAGGUUUAUUAAUAAAAUAAAUUCAUACAUGCAACAAAUAAUUAUAUAUCAACUCAAUAGGUCAGCUUAUAUGUUAAUAAUGUAUUUUUACUUAAAACAUAUAAGAUUAUAGUUUCUAUUGUCCUCAUACAAGAACAAAAAAUAAAUUUAAAACUAGUAAAGAUUUUUUAGAAGCUUUUUGGUAACAUAUUAAGACCUUAACAAUAAAUUAAUAAAUUGUUGAUUUUUGGAAUCAUUUGUAAUUAAGCUGUCAAUAAAUGUUUUAGAUAAAUUCAUUUCCCACUCUAGAAAUCUAAAAUAUUAUUAAUUUUAUUGGAUUCUGCCCUGCUUAAUGCAAAUGUAUCCAUAAAUAAAGUAGAUAACAAUAUCAUUAAUGUCAAAAUUAACUGUAUAUUACAUCAGAUGGACUCAUUCAUUGUAAAAAAUGUAAUUUUUAAGGUGAUACAAAGUAAUAUUUUUAUUACUGUCCAGACACGAAAACAUUUAAUAUUUAUAGAAGUGGGGAAGAGUUUAUUUAGUCAUUGGAUUUCAUACUUGAGACUGGAAAUUAAUAAUAAUUUAACAAUUAAUUAAUUUAAUAAUUAAGAUUAAAAAUUCCUUCUGUUUUAUGGGAAUGA
Paramecium pentaurelia is the source of this 2121-nucleotide messenger RNA. Lineage: Eukaryota; Ciliophora; Oligohymenophorea; Peniculida; Parameciidae. The record is from the annotation of a GenBank genome assembly.